AUGUCGUUGAAUGCAGUCAGGGUUCUUUCGGGACUCGUUAAAUUUUUGUUUAAAAAGAAAAGAAUAUAUUGGAUAUUUGUGCUCUUCAUAUCCGGAUGGAGUACAGUUUCAAUAUUUAUUCUAAUGAAGAAUCGAUUUGAAACGGAUUCCACGAGCAUUGGAGUGACAACUGCUUACAGCCGUUGGACCAAUACUUUUCCCUCGAUUGGAAUAUGUUUGUCUAAGAAUCGAAUAACCGACGAUUUUACAAAUGCUGUGAAGAAACGCUUUCCUGGCGAAAAACCCUCUUACACGUAUAUAAGAACCUUAUAUGAUUAUCUCUUUAUAAACCCGAACAACUUGUACUUGAAGGGGGAAUAUUGUAAGAAUUAUAAUUCCACCUGCGGAGUUGAUAUAUUGGCUAUGAGAAGAGAGUUAUUCGCCAUGGUAUGCACAGAAUUCUUUGAGGAAAUUUACUUCUCUGAAAAACUGCUCCCAGACUGCGAACAGAUAUUCAAAUUUCAUGAGCUAGAAGUUGGUUAUUGCUUUUUGGCUAACAAUUUACUUGACUAUAAAAAUAUCAAUGAAAUGCCUUUGCGCUACUCUUCGUUGGACAAAUAUCGCAAUCUGCGAUUGAUAUUACGAAGUGGUCUGGUCUACCGUUAUGAUUUGUAUAUUAAUAGUCCCGAAGAUUUGCCUUAUUUUAAUGCCGUAUCCUAUACUAUAACCGGUGAGCCCACGGUGCAUAGCUUCAAUGCUGAGGAGAUUUACAAUAACGAAGACGUGAUUUAUGAGCCAGUUUCCCAAAGGAUGUGUAAAUUUCCAAGUGAAACCACAACACCGGGAAUGUCGUACAGUUUUAGCAUAUGUAUGUCCAACACUCGAAGCAAAAUUGAAAUGGAAAUAUGCAAUUGCACAUUAUUCAGUCAUUUUGAUCGAAGUUCAAAGAACUAUUGCGGUGUUGAUCAAAUAGCAUGUUUGGAUGCAGGAAAUCUCGCCGGAAAGGUAAAGGACUAUGUUGGAUUUAAUAUGGCUUGCUUGCCAUCCUGCAUGGAACAGCAAAUAACCUUUGUGGGGUCUCGUGAAAAAACGUACAAUAUAUCCGAAAGCUCUAAUUUUGUUGAAAUAGAAAUAGCUUCGCCGCCAACGGCCAGGUAUUACAGAACAGUAACUCAGACUAAACUCGAUUUAAUAGUGGCCAUUGGAAGUGUUAUAGGACUUUUCUUUGGUGCAUCCAUUUUGAACCUUUUAGAAAUUAUUUCAUUCAUUUUCAAGCAGUUCAAGAAAAUGUUCUGUUAG
Messenger RNA from Drosophila kikkawai, 1278 nucleotides. RefSeq names its product pickpocket 29 (gene ppk29). Gene Ontology annotation, cellular component: plasma membrane. The record is from RefSeq and is a predicted model, not a curated record. Gene Ontology annotation, biological process: sodium ion transmembrane transport. Gene Ontology annotation, molecular function: ligand-gated sodium channel activity. Lineage: Eukaryota; Metazoa; Arthropoda; Insecta; Diptera; Drosophilidae.